Messenger RNA from Pyrenophora tritici-repentis Pt-1C-BFP, 929 nucleotides. Lineage: Eukaryota; Fungi; Ascomycota; Dothideomycetes; Pleosporales; Pleosporaceae. The record is from RefSeq and is a predicted model, not a curated record.
GGCUAUUUUGCGAAAGCAUAACGUCAUCUCAUACCACUUACGAUUGUUGAGUAACAUACACAAUGACAGACACUGAGAUCCAGCAAGGAGACAAAGUCUCAUGGAACUGGGGUUCAGGAAAGCCCAGCGGCACCAUUGGUGAAGUCAAGGAGCAAGGUGAACUUGCCAUCGAGUCAAACCGCGGCAACACUAUUAAGAAGAAUGCCGAUCCGGAGAACCCUGCAGUUCACGUCGAGAGGUCUGGUAACGAUGUUGUAAAGCGCGCGUCCGAACUUGAAAUCGAGGAAAAGGCCGAUGGUGCCAACGGUGCCCAGACCAACGGCGACUCCAAGGAAGAAGACAAGAAGGACGAAGAGAAGAAAGAGGAUAAGCCAGCAGAUUCAGAAAACAAGGCUGAGGACAAGUCGGCAGCGGAGGAGAAGAACGACGAGGAAAAGCCAGCAGAAGAGGAGAAGAAAGACGAAGACAAGUCAGCUGAGGAGGAAAAGAAGGAUGAAGAGAUGAAAGAUGCACCGGCUGCCGAGGAGAAUAAGGAAGAGCCUACGACUAAUGGCGACUCCAAGGCAGAGGAGUCCAAGGCAGAAUCAAAGGAAGAGACCGAGAAGGAUGCCACAGAGGACAAGUCUAACGAGAAGCCCACGACCGACAAGAAAGAGGACGCUCCCAAGACCGGCUCCAAGCGCAAGGCCGAGGAAUCGCCUGCUAAGAAUAACGGUGCUGACGCCGACAAUGAUAAGCCUGCAGAGAAGAAGACAAAGACUGAUGACGCCGAGGCGGAAGGCGAAGAGAAGGCUGAGACCAAGCCCGCCCCUAAGAAAGGUGGCCGUCCCAAGAAGGAGAAGAAGGAAACCGCAAAGAAGAAGAAGGAGCCUAAGAAGGCCGCUACUGCUGACGGCCAACCGCGUCGCAGUGGCCGAAACAAGGCUUAG